AUGGACAACAUUUCUGUAGAAGAAAAUCCAGAUUACUUGAAUAUUAAGGCGAAUAUCGAUAAAAAUGGUGAUGAGCCUGUGGCAAAUGUUGUAGUGGAUUUGAAAAGAGAUGUCAACAACCUGAAGGUAAAGGUUUCGUUGAGUGCUGAAAUCGGUGGGGAGUUGAAAGAAAUCUACCCGAUAAAGGAUUUUAAUCCUUGCGUGGGCGAAGUUGAAGACGAACUUGUAAAGUUUGCGUUGGAACAAAUCGAAAAGUAUGGGAAUCUCACGAUUGCGUGUCCCUUGAAAGCGGGUCAUUAUGUCGUUCAAAACUUCAAGAUAGAUGAUGAUGCAAAAGCAGCUAAAUCCUUCGGAUCUGGACGUUUCCAAGUUGGCAUUUCUGCCGAUACUAUGGAUAAGGGAGAAGAAAUAAAAGCUUUGGCAAUGAAAUUUGCUUUUCACAGC
Clunio marinus is the source of this 444-nucleotide messenger RNA. The record is from the annotation of a GenBank genome assembly. Lineage: Eukaryota; Metazoa; Arthropoda; Insecta; Diptera; Chironomidae.